CUUAAGGCCAUUGCUUAUAAAUACCAUAAUUUCCAUUACAAGUCCUGUGAAUUUAAUUGAGUUGGGCAUAUUAAUUGAGGCUAAAGAUGAGAGUUAAGAGUUCAGAUGUGAUCAAGUUGUUUGUCUUACAAUGUCUUUUAUUUUUGGCUUCUUCCAAGGAUUUUGAUUUCUUCUACUUUGUUCAACAGUGGCCUGUUUCUUAUUGCGACUCGAGACAUGGCUGUUGCUAUCCGACGACCGGAAAGCCCAAUGAAGAUUUCGGCAUACAUGGAUUGUGGCCCAAUUACGUCAACGGAAAAUGGCCGCAAAAUUGCGGUCAAAGUUCUUUGGACGAAUCAUUGAUCUCAGAUCUUAUGAGCAAUAUGAAGGAUGAGUGGCCAACUCUUGCUUGCCCAUCUGCAGAUGGAAUAAAAUUUUGGAGUCAUGAAUGGGAAAAGCAUGGGACAUGCACAUCCCUUGACCAGCACUCUUAUUUUCAAUCUGCCCUUCUUCUGAAAAGCAAAGCCAACUUGCUCCAACUCCUUUCCAAUGCAGGGAUUCGUCCUGGGGAUUUCUACCAUUUCAAAAGCAUAAAGCAAGCGAUUGAAGAUGGGUUAGGGCAUGAGCCCUUCAUAGAGUGCAAUGUUGACCCGAGUGGCAAUCACCAGCUUUUCCAAGUCUACUUGUGUGUGGACACUAAUGCCACAAGCUUCAUCAAAUGCCCCAUUUUACCACACGGAAGGGCGUGUGGCUCCACCAUUGAGCUCCCUUCUUUUUCUUCUCAUUAUCGCCAAGAAUUAAAAGAUGAACUGUAGCUAGAUUUGUCUAAUUGACAUUUAUAUAUACACCAACAUGCAUUCUUAACUGUGACCAAUCAAAUGUCGUUCCAAUUUAUUUGAUAUGUUGAAUUCUUGAAGAAAACAUUAUGUAAUAUCAAAUUUAAUAGAAACUAAUUGAUUCAUCUACAGUGGCGGACGC
Messenger RNA from Striga asiatica, 957 nucleotides. The record is from the annotation of a GenBank genome assembly. Lineage: Eukaryota; Viridiplantae; Streptophyta; Magnoliopsida; Lamiales; Orobanchaceae.